CAGCUAAUGCCUGGCUCGUCAAAGCUUUUGGUCAGCUGCAUAGAGGAAUCCAAGAAAGAUAACAGAAUUCCAGCACUUCAAGCAAAACUGUCCCUGCUCAAAAGCAUUUGAAAAUGCAGACAGACGCUUACCUAAUCCAGGUGAACGGAUCCGUAACUCAUCCAAAGGUCCUCGAUGUGCACGUGAAUAUCCAGGGACCUAAUACUCUGGAGAAAAUCAAAAUCCAAAAGCCAAGAUGGGCAGUACGUGCAUCGGAGAUGUCAAAGAAAACCUUUAAUCCCAUCAGAGCCAUUGUGGAUAACAUGACCGCCAUACCCAAUCCUGACAAACCAAUGAUUGCUUUGUCUAUAGGAGACCCCACAGUAUUUGGGAACCUACCUACUGAUAAUGAAGUAGUCAAGGCCAUGAAAGAAGCUAUUGACUCAAAGAAAUACAAUGGUUAUGCUCCAAGUAUAGGUUACUUGUCAAGUCGAGAAGUGGUUGCAAAAUAUUACACAUGCCCAGAAGCACCUUUGGAAGCCAAGGAUGUCAUUCUUACCAGUGGAUGCAGUCAAGCUAUUGAGCUUGCUCUAGCAGUACUUGCCAAUCCAGGCCAGAAUAUACUGGUUCCACGUCCAGGAUUUUCUCUUUACAAAACCUUGGCUCUUUCAUUGGGAAUAGAAGUCAAACUAUACAAUUUGUUGCCUGAGAAAUCUUGGGAGAUUGACCUGAGGCAUAUGGAGUCACUGGUGGAUAAUAAGACAGCUUGCAUUAUCAUCAAUAACCCAUCAAACCCCUGUGGCUCUGUUUUCAGCCGGAAACACUUGCAAAAAAUCCUGUCAGUGGCUUCCAGGCAGUGUGUGCCUAUUCUAACAGAUGAGAUCUAUGGCGAUAUGGUUUUUGAGGAAGGGGCGUUUCAGGCUUUAGCACCCCUAAGCAACAAUAUUCCAAUCCUGUCAUGUGGUGGACUUGCCAAACGGUGGCUUGUGCCUGGUUGGAGGCUGGGAUGGAUUCUAAUCCAUGACCGGAAAGAGAUUUUUGGAAAAGAGAUCAGAGAAGGCCUUAUGCGGCUGAGCCAGCGCAUCCUUGGCCCUUGCACUAUUGUUCAAGGAGCCCUAGAUCACAUCAUGAACAAAACACCACAGGAGUUCUAUGACAACACUAUCAGUUUUACUAAGUCAAAUGCUGACCUGUGCUACACUACCCUCAGCUCUGUCCCUGGACUCUGCCCAGUUCGACCAGCCGGAGCUAUGUACUUAAUGGUUGGAAUUGAGAUGGAGUAUUUCCCAGAAUUUGAGAGUGAUGUGGAUUUCAUAGAAAGAAUGAUCUCUGAACAAUCAGUUUUCUGCCUUCCAGCUACUUGUUUUGAAUAUCCCAACUACUUCCGCAUUGUCCUGACUGUUCCAGAAGAAAUGAUGAUUGAGGCUUGCAGGCGUAUCCGGGAGUACUGUGAAUGCCACUAUCAGGGAGCUGAGAGCACCCAAGACCUGGAGUGUGAUAAAUGAGCCGUUUGCAUGAAUCCCCUAUGCUGUCUAACUUUGUUUUCAUUGACUCCGCAACCACAUCUCUUUAAAAUGUCAUUCCUUUAAAUCAAAGUUAUAUUUAAUUGCUGGUUUUGACAAUAGGAAAAAAAAUGCAUCAAAAAAUGGGGAAACUGUAGCCCCACACUACAACCAUUGUACCACCUGACAUCAGCUUGUUAAUUUCUCUGCCUGAAAUAAAACGGGCCACCUAUAUCUAUAAACUGUAUAACAAAAUAUGAAUAUAAUGGUGGGUUCUAAUAGCAGAACACAAGUCACAUAGUCACUCUUACAGGUGCAGAGGACCUCUGCUGGCUACAGCUACCUCUAGUGGCAGAACAGUAGUCACUGCAAAGAACUUUAAAAUGAUGGCAGCAGUUUAGAGUUCCAAACUGUAAAAACAUACAAAUAAAUAAAGGAACAAUCAAAUAGAUUGAAUGUUAAUAUUCUGUAAGAUAUUCCACUGUCUGGCAUGUAUACCUUGACUUCUCUUUCCUUCUUGACGUUGUACCCUAUAAUGUGGCUGUUUUUAGACCAAGCAGAGCUUUGAAGUAAGAAUUUGAUGUCUUGUGAACUUGAUCUACAGCCAAGUAUGAGAUCAGUUAAAUGAUGACUCCAUUGAAACAAGAGAAAAUGUUAUUUCACAUGCCAUUUUAGAGAAAUGUAUAUUUGUGUUAAUACUCCAUAACAUCAAUGUAUUAUUUGAUAAACUGUCUUAGCUGCCUUUAUAUUUUUAAAAUUACGGUAUUAAUGACUAAACUGACAUAUUGAUUAUAUAUAUAUAUAUAUAUAUAUAUAUAUAUAUAUAUAUAUAUAUAUAUAUAUAUAUAUAUAUAUAUAUAUAUAUAUCUAUCCCUUUUGCUUACAUUCCGUUUAACACAUACCCUAGCUCAAGGAUUCACAUACUCUAAAAUGUCAGAAUCUGUAUUUCUAGUUAAGCAGUAGAGAUCUGGCACUUACCUAAAUACUAUUAUUUUUAUGUACUUUUUAUGCUGCAAGUGUUUUAUAUCCUAUAAAUUACCUGCAUGUGAUUUUCUUACUCUAUAUAUCUACUGUAAAGUGAAUAAGUUAUUGUGUAUUUUUUAUUAAUAAAGUUUAUAACUUUUA
Xenopus laevis (African clawed frog) is the source of this 2606-nucleotide messenger RNA. It is a transcript of the gene tat.L, whose product is annotated as tyrosine aminotransferase L homeolog. The coding region runs from base 114 to 1484 and encodes 456 amino acids. The record is from RefSeq and is a predicted model, not a curated record. NCBI's taxonomy places the organism in Eukaryota, Metazoa, Chordata, Amphibia, Anura, Pipidae. The transcript is spliced from 12 exons. Gene Ontology annotation, molecular function: L-tyrosine:2-oxoglutarate transaminase activity; catalytic activity; transaminase activity. Gene Ontology annotation, biological process: amino acid metabolic process; L-tyrosine catabolic process; aromatic amino acid metabolic process.